Molecule: messenger RNA, 1049 nt
Organism: Ilex paraguariensis (yerba mate)
Lineage: Eukaryota; Viridiplantae; Streptophyta; Magnoliopsida; Aquifoliales; Aquifoliaceae
Source: the annotation of a GenBank genome assembly
CAGCAGAGGAGCGGACCCCAAGCGGGUUGUUGAACAAAUGCAGUGUCAACUGGUCAGCCUCGUAAUCAGGCAACCAAACACGCCCUCCAAAUCUUCCCUAGGAUUUCAUGUUUUCCGAUGUCAAAAAACAUCAAAUUAAGGUUCUUCUAGCUUACCUAGGCCUUAACCUCACUCGAUCUCUGCUUUUUCAAGGCCAUGGGCAACACAUCUUCGAUGCUUACUCAAUACGACAUUGAAGAAGUUCAAGAACACUGCAAUCACACCUUUUCACAGCAGGAGAUAGUUGCUCUGUAUCAGAGGUUCUGUCAGCUGGAUCGCAAUGGGGGUGGCUUCAUCUCUUCCGAAGAGUUCAUGUCUGUGCCCGAAUUUGCCGUCAAUCCUCUCUCUCAGAGAUUGCAGAGGAUGCUGGAUGGGUUGAAUUUUAAGGAGUUUGUGGCAUUCUUGUCUGCAUUCAGUUCCCGAGCAAGCUUGCAGCAUAAAGUGGAAUUCAUUUUUAAGGUUUAUGAUUCUGAUGGCAAUGGGAAGGUUGCAUUCAAUGACUUGUUGGAUAUUCUGCGAGACCUGACUGGACAUUUUAUAUCUGAGCCACAAAGGGAGCGAGUCCUGACCCAUGUUCUUGAGGAAGCAGGCUACUCAAAGGAUUCUUUGCUAGGUUUAUCUGACUUUAUGAAGAUACUUGGCAACUCUGGCUUGAAGAUGGAAGUUGAGGUUCCGGUAGAUUAGAUACUGGUGAUGGGUUGGAAGUUACAAUUUUAAGAUUGGGAUUUUGGUUUUCUGUAUCAUUUUCACCUUGAAACAAAGUGACUUUGGCACUAUUAGCAACAAAUUGUUCUGCAAAAUUGUUAUUAUUCAAUGGUCGAAUGCAUUUACAGUUUCAUGGUUAAUCACUUCUCGGGUCUUGGUAACUAAGACAGAUACUCACUUGCAGUCAGUAAUACUUUUAAUUGUGGCCACCAUUCCAGGUUCAGGUGCUUUUUGAUUCAUUUUGCAUAUUAUAGGUCACUGUAAUCUCCAUGUGAUGGUGUAGUUUCUUGAGGGCUCUUGCAAGU